This is a messenger RNA of Penicillium chermesinum, 267 nucleotides long. RefSeq lists its product as uncharacterized. Bases 1 to 267 code for a protein of 88 amino acids. NCBI's taxonomy places the organism in Eukaryota, Fungi, Ascomycota, Eurotiomycetes, Eurotiales, Aspergillaceae. The transcript has a single exon. The record is from RefSeq and is a predicted model, not a curated record. Gene Ontology annotation, molecular function: protein binding.
AUGAAAUAUACUGAAGACGGGCAGAUGAGCACAACCACUGAGUAUGUCAUGGUAGCUUUGAUUACAAUCUACAACACUAACUAUUCUUCUAGCAAGCUCCGGAAAAUGCAUCGUUCGCUGGGCGUGAUCGAACUCGCCGUCGACCCUGCUACGUACACCGUCUUGAAGACGCUGAUCUCAAUCCACUCAAACUUUUUCAAGUCAAUAUUCCAGCACAAUCUUACAGAAGCACAGUAUAACGCUAUUAUGCUCGAACGCAUCGAUUAA